GACGCCGGAAUUUCACGUUGCAGAGAUCGUUCUCUGUAGUUCUCUGUGACGAAACCACGCAGGUGACGUAUCGUACCUUUGCCCAGCGUCCAGCGGUAGCAAUGUGGUGAUAAUAAUCAUGAUAUCCCGAAUCAUCCGGCCUCGCGUACAACGUCGGCUCCGGUGUAGAUACCGUUUGCCAGGCAAAUGCUAACCGCGGGCAGUCCAACGGAUCAAGCUCUUCUCCGGACAGAAAUCAGCUAACGCGCCUACGAGCGACAGCAGCAGUGAGAACCUCGGACCGGCUGAGACAAAAAAAAAGAAAAUCGACCAUCCAUUCAUUCAAUCGAAGCCGCAGCGACCAGGAUGUGCUAAGGCCAAGAUGAAACCCCCGGCGAACGGCGCCGCGCUGAAGAACAGCCAGCACCCACCGCAUUACUACCCUGAACUGCCGAUAGAGGUGGAGGAACGGCUCGAAAAGCUUUUCAAGAAGUUGGACGUGAACGAAGAUGGGCAGAUUGAUAUCAAGGACCUCACCACGGGCCUCCGCAAACUCGGACUACCGCACAGCCCAGGAAGCGCGGAGAAAUUCAUUCAAGCCUCGGACACAGGCAAGGAUGGCAGUGUCAGCUUUGCGGAGUUUGUCCAUUACAUCAUCGAGCACGAGAAGAACCUCAUGGUUGUCUUCAAAAGUUUGGACGCAAAUAGGGACGGUACAUUGGAUGCCACCGAAAUACAGACUUCUUUCCAACGCCUGGGGGUAAACAUAGACUACGACGAGGCCGUUCGGCUACUUAGGAGGAUGGACAAGGAUGGAUCUCUGUCAAUCAGCUUCGAAGAGUGGAGAGACUACCUGCUCUUCCAUCCUAGUUCGGAGAUUCACGACAUCAUCAGCCACUGGAGGCACGCCACCUACGUCGACAUAGGCGAAGACACACUGGUGCCAGACGACUUCACGGACGAAGAGAUCCACACCGGGAUGUGGUGGCGGCACUUGGUGGCCGGCGGAGUGGCCGGAGCCGUCUCUCGAACCUGCACUGCCCCGCUGGACCGACUCAAAGUGUUUCUACAGGUGAGGGGGAGUGAGUUCCGGUCAAUCCAGCAGUGCUUGCGGCACAUGCUGAACGAGGGAGGCGUCGGUUCCCUCUGGCGUGGCAACGGCAUCAACGUCAUCAAGAUUGCGCCCGAGAGUGCGCUCAAGUUCCUGGCUUAUGAGAAGGCCAAGAGGUUUAUCAAGGGGGAUUCAAGCCGGGACCUUCACAUGUUUGAGCGCUUCUUUGCCGGCUCCCUCGCUGGCAGCAUUGCCCAGACGACCAUCUACCCCAUGGAGGUGCUCAAGACUCGACUGGCUUUGAGGAAGACCGGCCAGUACAAGGGCAUAGUGGACGCGGCGUACAAGAUUUACGCCAACGAGGGGCUGCGCAGCUUCUACAAGGGCUACCUUCCCAACCUCCUAGGCAUUAUCCCCUAUGCCGGAAUCGACCUCGCCAUCUACGAGACUCUGAAAAAGCUGUACCUGAGGAGGCACGACCUGACCGACGACCCCGGCAUCCUGGUGCUCCUAGGCUGUGGCACCAUCAGCAGCUCCUGUGGCCAGGUGGCCAGCUACCCACUGGCCCUGGUCAGGACAAGGUUGCAGGCACAAGAUAGCAGGAAGGAAAAAGGCUCCAUGAUUGGUCUCAUCAAGGGCAUUGUCCGCACAGAAGGCUUUGGAGGCCUCUACCGAGGCAUCACGCCCAACUUCAUGAAGGUGGCCCCCGCGGUCAGCAUCAGCUACGUCGUCUACGAACACACGCGGCGAGCGCUGGGCGUCACCAUGACGUGAGGUCCGUGGGCGGCGGCUGGCGCGUCUCGGCGAGAAGAGAUCCUUUCCACGAGUGUUCGAACAAUGGCCGUCGUGUUGCGUGCCGAAGGCAAAAACCCGCAUCUUUCCCACAUUUCCAAGCUUGCAGGAGUUACGUUGCGGUUCUUGGAAGGCGUCUCUGACAGGUCCUUUUACCGCAUCCGAAAGAAUGGUCCCUUGAUUUCUCACCGGGCCACGAUCCUGGCGGUGUCGCAGUAGUGGUGGUGGAUGUGGCAGAUGCCUGUUCUGCUGGAGGUCGCUUUCCAGCUGGACGCUCCGCGGAAGCUCCGGCAGCCAGAAGGUGGAACGCCGCAACAACGGCGACAUCCAACGGCGUGACAGUACGGCUCUCGUUACAUCAUCUGUUGCCACUUCAGGACUGCUUUCGACAAGUGGGCGGGAUGGGACGCGAAAUACAUUGUAGGAGACGCCUUCCAGGCACUGUUGUUACGUCGAGGCGAAGACCGUCGGCAACAAGUGCGGGAGAGAACAAACGAAAAAUCCUACACAGUGGCGUUGCCUGCGGUUGUAGCGUUCAUCGUAGUUCCGCUUCGAAGCAGUGGUUUCGGGUCGUUUGGAGAGGCGACCAAGCCCCGGCUUUGCCGGAGCUUUGAAAGAGACGGAGAAGUUAGGAAUCCCAGUGGUAAAAUCGGUGUGCGUUUGCUUCUUGCCCGGCGGAACGAAAAUUUUGAAUUGGGCGUCCGGAUGCUUAGGAUUUGAUUUGUUGCGUGUGUGUAAUGUGUACGUGUGGCGAGGUCGCCGUUUCUGUGGCAGGGUUUGACGUGUGAGGAGGUGCGUGUACGUUUGUUUUGUGCCCCACGUGCUGUUAGUGUUGAUGCACAUCACUGUGAUAACAAAGGCUUCUGCAUCUUUAUUCCGGGAUUGUUUUUUUACUUUUCAUCUCCUGGAGGUUUGCGUGGCUUGGCGAGCACUCGGGGGGUUUGAAACGAGUAUAUUUUUGUGUUCUGUACAUAAUGCCACAUAGAUGCGAAUACAAGUACACAAAGUGUAUGCUUUGGUGCUUGGAGCCCUCAAUGACUCUUCUCCCAACUGAUCUUACAUUGAGGGGUGUUAGUUUUGUUUUUUUUAGAACCUGUUCUGGGAAAAAAAUGUCUGCUUUGGGCAGACUCUAUAUGCUAUUUAUUGUGAGGUGUGUACAGUUGUUGCCUUAAUGGUCGAGGACGGAGAGUCUGUCCAAGGAGUUGGUAACUCUGUGUGCAAUUGAGACGGACAAAGCUGUUUCAAUGGUAAGCUUGAAACUGCCUACAGCUUGAAGAAAGAGAGGGUCUGGUUAAAAAUUAAUGUGGCUGUAGCCGUGCACCAAGCUUUACACAUUAUCGUCGAGCAAUGUUGAAAAAAAGCUAUGUGUGUGUAUACUUAAAAAAAAAAAAGGACCUCCCUACAGUUUUUCCAUUCCAACUUUUUACAACUUCUGCUUCUUCACUAUAAUGCUGUCAAAACUAAGGUUUAAAUCUUGCUAAUAAUAGAUUUAUCUUAAAUAUACAAACAUAUAUAUAUAUAUA
Molecule: messenger RNA, 3345 nt
Organism: Ixodes scapularis (black-legged tick)
Lineage: Eukaryota; Metazoa; Arthropoda; Arachnida; Ixodida; Ixodidae
Gene: SCaMC
Product: calcium-binding mitochondrial carrier protein SCaMC-2
Exons: 10
Coding region: 362-1804 (480 amino acids)
Biological process (GO): transmembrane transport
Cellular component (GO): mitochondrial inner membrane
Molecular function (GO): calcium ion binding; ATP transmembrane transporter activity
Source: RefSeq, a predicted model, not a curated record